Messenger RNA from Oncorhynchus gorbuscha (pink salmon), 4707 nucleotides. Its product is annotated as WD repeat-containing protein 37. The transcript is spliced from 15 exons. Gene Ontology annotation, cellular component: preribosome, large subunit precursor. Lineage: Eukaryota; Metazoa; Chordata; Actinopteri; Salmoniformes; Salmonidae. Gene Ontology annotation, molecular function: protein binding. The record is from RefSeq and is a predicted model, not a curated record. The coding region runs from base 215 to 1702 and encodes 495 amino acids.
CCAGUCAGUUAGCUGCUAUCUGUUUGACAGUGGGUAGCUGCAUAGACUGUCAAAAGAAGGGAAGCUAGACGUCAACAAGAACCUCAGUAAAUAUUUUUUUCUCGUAGAUAAUGGCAAAUGGGUUUAUGGCAGAAUAAAUUUCGGAGCGACUUGGAACAAAUAUCUGGAUUUCUAGUAUUUUUCACAUAGGAAGGUUGGGAGUCUAUGAGUAGGGAUGCCUGUCGAAAGUGGAAGCAGUGCAGCUUCUCGCCAGGCCAAGCAGAAGCGCAAGUCCCACAGCCUGUCCAUCCGCCGGACCAACAGCACAGAGCAGGAGCGCACAGGUUUACAGAGGGAGAUGUUGGAGGGACAGGAUUCCAAAUUGCCAUUGUCUUUGAGAAGCAAUCUUCUGGACCUGUUUGGCCAGAUUGAGAGGGAGUUUGAAAACCUCUACAUUGAAAACAUUGAGUUGCGUAGAGAGAUUGAAACACUGAACGAUCGUUUGACAGCUGAAGGACAAACCAUUGAUGGGGGAGAUUUGACAAAGGGGGCACUUAAAACAAAAGCAAGUCAUAGCACAAGUCAACUUUCACAAAAACUGAAGACUACUUAUAAGGCAUCUACAAGCAAGAUCGUUUCCAGUUUUAAAGCCACCACGUCCAGAGCCGUGUGCCAGCUGGUCAAGGAAUAUGUAGGUCACAGAGAUGGCAUAUGGGACCUGAGUGUCACCAGGACACAGCCCGUGGUGCUGGGUACAGCUUCGGCAGAUCACAGUGCCAUGCUAUGGAGCAUCGAGACUGGGAAGUGCCUCCUGAAGUAUGUGGGUCAUGCAGGAUCAGUUAACUCUAUCAAGUUCCAUCCCACGGAACAGAUGGCUCUUACAGCAUCUGGUGACCAGACAGCCCAUAUCUGGAGGUACAUGGUGCAGCUGCCCACCCCACAGCCUGUAGCCGACAUCAGUCAGACGCCCUGUGACGACGACAUAGACUUCUCAGAUAAGGACGAGGCUGAAGGAGACGGUGAGGGCCCUAACGAGUGUCCCUCCAUCCGCAUGGCUUCCACUACCCUCAGGAGCCACCAGGGGGUUGUCAUCGCUGCAGACUGGCUGGUGGGGGGCAAGCAGGUGGUUACCGCCUCCUGGGACCGGGCUGCCAACCUGUAUGAUGUGGAGACUUCUGAGCUUGUCCACUCACUCACUGGCCACGACCAGGAGCUGACCCAUUGCUGCACCCACCCCACCCAGCGUCUGGUGGUCACCUCGUCCAGAGACACCACCUUCCGUCUGUGGGACUUCAGAGACCCCUCCAUCCACUCUGUCAACGUGUUCCAGGGACACACCGACACGGUGACAUCAGCAGUGUUCACUGUGGGGGACAAUGUGGUGUCUGGGAGUGACGAUCGCACCGUCAAGGUCUGGGACCUCAAGAACAUGAGGUCACCCAUAGCAACAAUCCGCACAGACUCUGCAGUCAAUAGGAUAAGCGUGUCGGUGAGUCAAAGAAUCAUUGCUCUUCCUCACGACAAUCGACAAGUUCGGCUGUUUGACAUGUCAGGAGUGCGGCUGGCUCGACUCCCACACAGCAACAGACAGGGCCACCGGCGCAUGGUGUGCUGCUCAGCCUGGUGUGAGGACAACUCCUCCUGUAACCUCUUCAGCUGUGGCUUCGACAGGCAGGCCAUCGGAUGGAACAUCAACAUCCCAGCUCUGCUGCAGGAGAAGUGAGCCCAGCCCAGACAGCCCUGAGCCAUCCGCCUGGCCCAUCUGCUCACUGAACCCCAUGUUAAGAGCUGAUCCCUGGUCAGUUCAGUCAGAUGCCACCACCCUCAGGCAGGGAGGGGAGAAGAUCGAUCGAGGACCACUCUCUCUCUGUGUCAAGUAUUCAUGUUCUUCUCACACUCCAAAUGUGGUCACAGUCUGGUCUGCAUAGUUUGAAUAUACAUACCGUACUACAUACAUGUGUGAUGGUGUGUGGUGGUUUUCAAACUUGCCCAUGUAUGUACAGAAAAUGUAAAGGACUACUCUCUGCUUUGUUGUUGGGCUUAUUUUAAUCAGUUUAUUCAUGACUUUCCUUCUGAAGAUAAAUAGCACUGACAUAAAGAAGGUACGGGGGGAUUUUGUCGUCACCCUAAUUUUCAGUUCAGAAUAGGUCAGGCACCUUUUUGAUGGUGUAGCCUCGUUGAUAAUGAGCAGCAUUUCAUGGAGACUUGUGUUAGUACUGAAAUGCCACACAUCUGCUUUCGAACCCACCUUAACCGCUCAGAAGUACAGCUAGCCAAGCUACUGCAUAUCUCUGUGCCAUUUCGGCAGAGGCAUACUUUGUCAAGGUCUACUGCAUAUCUCUGUGCCAUUUCGGCAGAGGCAUACUUUGUCAAGGUCUACUGCAUAUCUCUGUGCCAUUUCGGCAGAGGCAUACUUUGUCAAGGUCUACUGCAUAUCUCUGUGCCAUUUCGGCAGAGGCAUACUUUGUCAAGGUCUACUGCAUAUCUCUGUGCCAUUUCGGCAGAGGCAUACUUUGUCAAGGUCUACUGCAUAUCUCUGUGCCAUUUCGGCAGAGGCAUACUUUGUCAAGGUCUACUGCAUAUCUCUGUGCCAUUUCGGCAGAGCCAUACUUUGACCAUCUAUUGGUGAUCAACUGAGCACUGAAUAAGGAAUAUGCAGAGCUGCUACAGUACAGUGUUCAAGUGGCUCUGUCAUGCACCUUUUAGAACCAAUAGCUGUUACAAUUUUAUUUGUUGUUAAACUGUUUUAGCCUAAAUACCAUUGCAGCUUUUGUACAGACUUGACAGAAUCCUACUCUUGAGUCCCAGACAGUAUGUUGUACCAGUGGAUUAAAUUGUGUAAACACCCCAUGUUUAGAGGUUGAGGUUGAUUGUCUUCACCAUUUUAAUAGGCACUUCAUUCAUGUGUAAUAAUCAUAAAUGAGUCUUAGAAAGUAAGACGUCAUGAAAUUGCUGUAGAGUUUACAAUCAAUAAUAACAUGUGAAGUGUUUCUUAGAAUUAGUCAGUAUUGAACCUGUUACAGGGAUAUAUAGGUCAGUAACUUGUUACCACGUGGUACUUCCUUGCGUAAGUAAGUGGGAUCUCUAAGAGCGUUCUAAUGCAAUAGUUGUAACAUGCUUGGUGUGCUCAGUGAUCAUGGUGUUAAUUUCUUCAUAGGAAACUAAAAGAAGAAGAGAUUAUUAUGUGUUUGAGGUAAGUGUGAUGUCAUAAAGUAGCUGUGUCUGUUUUUUAGAGAAAGAGAAUCAAUGUUUCACUUGAAAACAUUUUGAGUGUAAUUGUCUGUGAGAGUCACUUGGCAGGCAGCACAGUUGACUUGGUUACAUUCCUGCUCUUACGCAGACGAAUGAUACAAAAUGAUGCAUCUGUAUCUAAUGAGGCAAGCCAGCUUUAUUGCAAUCGUAAAUGCUUCUUUAGAUGCUUAGAUAUGCUUUGUGUUUUGCUAACUUGUAACAACAACAUUAACUAUUGAUAUUUAUACAAGAAGUCACGUUGAACAUCUUUUAUCCCAUUAUGGAAUCGUUAUUGUGACGAAAUAAAGUGGUUCCAGGUGUAGGCCCACGGUUCUAAGUGAGCGUAACUUUCCUUCCACAAUAAAUGUCACAUCUGGGGAAAAUUAAAUGUAAUCAUCUCUAUUCAAAGGGGCCUAUUUGGCUUAAUGGUGUAUUCUUGCUGCAUAUUUUAUUAUCCUUUUAACUUUGAGGUGAUCUUUUCAUUUACACUAGUUCUUCAUCCUGUGCAGUUAAAAUCAGUUGGAUCUCUUUGGUUUCAUUGGCUGAAGUAUUGUUUUAAUCUAUAGUGGUUUGCAUGUAGUCUUUCUCAUGUACCGUUUACAUCAGGGAUGUCUUAGGGGUUACUCCUAGCCUGGUCCCACAUCCAUUUGUGCUCUUACCAACUCCAUUGGUCAUUGUCAAGCCAAACAUGACACUACUGUAAGUGACAAGGAGUUGGCAUGAUGGCACAAACAGAUUGGCACUGAAAAUAGGCUACUGCAGAUGUGGUUGUGCAGUUCUAUGCAUGACUAAUACCACAUGAUGUAGUACUAGAGGCAUUGGUUAAGUGACUAUAGUAAUCUGUUACAUGGGUUGGUAUAAUAAGAGAUGUCUCUUGGACCGUAGCUGUCCAGGAUUGUAAUCCGUGAUUUAAGUGAAACAAAUUUGUUUGAAAUAUCAAAGAAGUAUGGCCUGUGAAUGUGAAGUCUAGCCUGGUGCCAGAUCUGUUUGUGCGCUGGCCAACUUCAUUGGUCGUUUGGCAUGACAAUGAAUGAAAAGGAUCUGGCAUGGUAGCACAAACAGACUGCCACUCAGACUACCUGAACUCCAGAGCCACCAGGCAUAGCUAGUUGACCAUGUUUAUCAACACUUUCUUCAUGGAUUUAUUUACAUUUUAGUCUCAUGGUUUUAUCAGCUGGUCAUGUAAAUGUGGUCCUGGUGUUCAUUUCAAUGGAGUACAGUGCUUGCUUGUUUCCCAAAUGGCACCCUAUUCCGUAUGUAAUGCGUUACAAAGGGAAUAAGGUGCAAUUUGAGACGCAUACUCUCAUUACAUCAUACAAACUUAGCAGUAGAAAUCAACAGUGUAAAAGCUUUUGUAAAACUGUGGUUUACUUACCUAAUGAUAUUUUAUGUGGUAAAAUAGCUUCGUUUUAACAAGAGCUCCACUAGUACACAUCUCAUAACAUGAAACAGUUUAGCUGUGUGUGUGUGUGUGUGUGUGUGUGUGUGUGUGUGUGU